AUGGAGAGGAGAAUAGACUCUGUUCUUCGUCAGAACAAUGGUCUUGAGAGCAACAACACAAACAUGGAGGCAGACUUCAACCGUCUCACAAAUCGUGUGAAGUCUGCUGAGGAUGCAUUGAAAGAAUUGAGGGCAGCUUUGAGCUAUGGCAAGACUGAGAAGAAACGUCUUCAGGAGGUUUUUUGUGAAAAAACCAAGCAGGCUGAUAACUUGAUUAUGCUGGCUUAUCAAUUUGAUCCCAAACUGUUUUUGCUCAAUUUGAUCCCAAACCGGCAAUGGGAGGUGGUAUUUGGAAGUGUCGAUUCAGCUGGUGGAGGUGGUAUUGGAACUGAAAUCAGAAGAAGACCAGGCGGACCUGAUUUUGGUUGUGAAUUCAAUGAAAAAUUAGGAGAACUGAUGAUAUCCACCCAAACAUGUCAGAAGUUAUCUCAAUUCGACUAA
Molecule: messenger RNA, 441 nt
Organism: Caenorhabditis remanei
Lineage: Eukaryota; Metazoa; Nematoda; Chromadorea; Rhabditida; Rhabditidae
Exons: 2
Coding region: 1-441 (146 amino acids)
Source: RefSeq, a predicted model, not a curated record